AACAUAGAUUAGGAAAAAUAGACAUUGAAUGUGAAUAUUGUGAGGCUUUAAAAUGGAAGGGGGAAAAACUAGGACUUUGUUGCAUGAAUAGUGAAGUUAUAUUAGCACUACUUCUUGCACCACCACCAGCAAUUUAUAAAUUGCUUACAGAAAAAGAUCCUAUAUCUAAAUUACUUUUUGUUAAACAAGCAAUAGCAUAUAAUCAAGUAUUUGCUUUUAUAUCAAUUGGAGAACCACCACAAUUUCCCCAAAUAUAUUUUUAUGAUCCUACAAAUAUUAAAGCACAAAUUGAUAGAAGAUAUAAAAUAAUGAAAGAAAAAUUAAAUAAAGACAUGUUAAAAGAAAUUCAAGAGGAAUUAAUGGAAUUCAAUCCUUUUGUUAAUACUUAUAUACAAGCAGGAAAUGUACAAGCAA
Molecule: messenger RNA, 414 nt
Organism: Dentiscutata erythropus
Lineage: Eukaryota; Fungi; Glomeromycota; Glomeromycetes; Diversisporales; Gigasporaceae
Source: the annotation of a GenBank genome assembly